UUGUGUGUGUGUAUUUUUUGUUUUUUUCAUAAUGAAGUGGCUGUUCUCUGUGGUGUCAAAAUAAUAUUAUUUUACUUCUAGAAUUUGCUUGAAGAGCAACAUUAUAACUUUCUCCAGUCACACAGUUGAAAAUAAAUUAACAGCAGGACUGUCAUAGUCUGCAUGAACUGCUGAGAACUUACUCUUGUUUAAUUAAUAUUAAUUUACUAUUUAUAAAGUGAUAACAAGAUUCUUGUGGCUUUUGAUACAUCUACUUUUAAUUUUAGAGACAUUUUAAUUAGUUUGCAUGACAGUAUUUGUCAACACCAGGUAAAUAGGACCUCUAAUAUGACCUACUCUGUUGAGACUAGUUACCAGGCUAGGCUGGGAAAUAAUAUGCAAACCUGUUUCUCCUCUCUUAUCAGAAGAGAUCAGUUCCCAAGGUGACAUAGAUAUUGUUGGUGCAGGUGAUACCUUUAACCAUGACAUCACUUUAAACCCCUGGGCAACACUUACACCCUUGGGAGUGAAUUGCUGCUGAAGGGAAGCACUUGAGCUGAAAGUCUGAGGCUUUCUUUACAUUGAAUUUGCUUCUGCUCAAGGGAGCGCAGCUGAUGGGUUCAGUCAAGAAUCCCUUAUUUUCACCAGCCUGCAGUCAGGAGCACUGAAGUGACUUUUUUUUUUUUUUCCUCUCUCCUGUCCUUUUAAUUUUUUUUCCUUAUCUUUGUCUGUUCCUCCCCCUUCCAUUCACUUGACACCUGUCUCUACCUUUGGAGGAUGUGGUAAGCAGAGAACUCUGUCCCUGUAAGAGACGAGGAGCAGAAUAUGCCUGCGCAAAGAGGGCAAGAAUCAAACCUCUCCUGGGCGGGCAGGUGUGGGAGAGCUCCUUUGCUGCAGGCUGCUUUCUGGAGUGCCAUCAGUGGAGGCUUGUCAUUCUAGUGAGUGUAAUUGGAAGCAGGUUUAUCUUUUUUCUUUUUUUUUUUUUUUUUUGAGUCAUCAUGCUGCAGCAAAUUUUGCGUGAUAUGUAUAUUGACCCUGAGCUCCUGGCAGAGCUGAAUGAAGAGCAAAAGCAGAUCUUGUUCUACAAAAUGAGAGAAGAGCAGCUGAGGCGCUGGAAGGAGAGGGAAGAAAAAGCACGAAUGGAGGAGGCCAUGUUGAGAAAGACAGCAAGGCGCAACCAGAGUAAUGGCAAACAUGUGCAGUGGCUCCGUGGGAAGGAUGGUGAGGUCUGGGUCUGGGUUAUGGGAGAAGGCCCAGGUGACAAGCCGUAUGAACAGAUAUCAGAGGAGCUAAUAGCAGAGCGAGCCAGGCAACAAGCACAGAAGGAGGCAGAAGAACUAUGGAGACAAAAGGAGGCUGAAAUUACAAAGAAAUUCCGGGAUGCUAUGGCUCAAGAAAAAGCCAGAAUAGUGGCAGAAAAAUGGAAAAUAGAAAUAGAAGAUCGGAAGGCUGCCAAAUUGGAGGAGGAAAAAAUUCAGGAGGAACUGAAGAAAAGAGAAGAAGAAGAAAGACAAAAAGGUGAAGAACAAAUAAGGCAACAGGAAGAAAUCCGAGCAAAAGAGUUGUAUCUAAGCCUCAAGCAAGCUCAGCAGCAUAGUCAACACAGCGAUGAUGACCAGGAGUGGGAAGAACAGUUGCGCCGCUCCAAAGCUGCAGAUGAGGAAAGGAGCCACAAAGCACGCAGGGCUCGGGAUGAAUAUCGACGACAAUCCUUGCAUGCCAUCCAGAAGGGAAGAGUGGCUGGCCUGAGUAAUUUGUUCCAGGGGACGAGCCUGAAUAGCGAUCAAGAGAUAAAACUGAACAACAAUAGUGCAAGUUCUUUGCAGCCUCUCUCUGCAGCAUCCAGUAACAUCUGGGAGCGUCCUUCUAGACCCUUUUCCCAAGAUGUCAUCAUUCGCUGGUUCAAAGAAGAGCAGAUCCCUCGACGUGCUGGGUUUGAGAGGAACACCAACAGGAUUGCUCAAUGGUUUCAUGGUAUUAUCAGCCGCCAGGAGGCAGAAGAGUUGUUGAUGAAUAAAUCUGAAGGAACAUUCCUGGUGCGAGUCAGUGAGAAAAUCUGGGGCUAUGCGUUGUCUUAUCGCCAGCAAAGCGGGUUCAAACACUUCCUUGUUGAUGCUUCAGGGGAUUUCUACAGCUUCUUGGGGGUAGAUCCAAACCGACAUGCAACACUGACGGAUCUUAUUGAUUUUCACAAGGAAGAAAUCAUCACAUCCUCAGGUGGAGAGCUACUGCUGGAGCCAUGUGGACAGCAGAAGAAUCCACCAGACUACAGCCCUUUAUUUGAAUAACUGAUUCAGGACUAACAGGAAUGCAUUCCUCAUAGCUGUAGCAAUAGAUAACUACAAAAAAUAACUACUGAAAAUUAGUUAACAAUCUUCCAAUGCCACUGGUCUUGUGGCCAAAAUGCAUCCUCAUUAGAAGGCUCAAAAUAUUUGUUUUGCAUCUGAAUUAUCAUCUUUAUUCAUAUUGCUGACAUUUUAAAUGUGAGAAGUUACUGGCAGAUUACAAAUGAGGACUAUUCCCAGAAAUUUUUCAAGGGGUCAUGGCCAACUGCACUGAAUGCUAAGUUCCUAUCUUAAUUUUCGUAAUGUCUGAGAUUGAAAAAAAAAAAUGCAGAAAGAAGUAUGACUGGGAACUACUCAUAAAGUAUUGAAUGAAGUACCAAUAUUGGUGAUUAGAUUCUUUUUUCCAAAGCAGUCUUUGUCAGUAUCUGUUGACAAUCUCAUUACUCGGCAGUGCACUUUUGAUAAGAGAAGCAGUCUUAAAACAUCCUUUUGAAAUUUGUGAUUGCUUAAGUGUUUAGAUGUAGCUGGAAACUUGCCAUUGUGCUUUUGAAUUCAGACCUACAAAGUUCACCGCAGCAGAGACAGUAUAAGGUCAUUCACAUUUUAUUUACAAUUUCAUGCAGUGCAACAGCCUUGGAAAAAGUUUCCUGUACAGAAAGUGGUCAGUUUAUUCUAAACUAAUGAAACUUAUUCUAAUGAAAGCAGUUUGAUUUGGAGUAACAACAACUCCUCUCAUCACAGAAGUCAAUAUGCUCUCCUGAAAUUUGUGCCUUAGCAGUUUUUGCACUCUGGCUGUCACAAGGUGUUGAUGUAGUCCUGCGUUGUUUCACUGGUAAGCUAGAUACUACUGAGGCAGCCAAUUGACAAAAUGGAAAAAGCUGCAAAACUGUUACUAUUACCUUCCUGUGCUCCUUGCUCUGUUCCCAUAAAUGGCCAUGUAGAAAUUGCUGGGUAUAGAAGUGUUCAUUUUAGCUCCAAACAUUCAUUUUGCAGGGCAAUAUUCCAAAUAACAGGGUUGUGACAGUUUUCUGUGCAACUGAUUUGCUUCAAGAGUGAAGUGGGACAUGAGGGACUUAGUCGUGAACCUAUUGGUUAGUCUCAUAGCCAUGCCUUUAAUAAGUAGUUUCUGAAUACUUUUUCAUAUGUGAUGUGUAUUUUGAGAUGUAAAGUGGACCAAUCCAUACGUGUUACUGUACUUUCACAGUUAAUUUUUUCCUGGCAAUCUCUGAACACAUAGGAAAGGCACACUAUGUGUAUUUCUAUAUGCUACUGCUUUGGGCAGUCCCUGAAUUCCUGUGUGGUUCUCUUUCAAAUCCCACUGUAGACUUCCCUCCUGAAACCCAGGUAAAUCCAUCUCUCCUCACACAGUCAUUUCUCUUGAAUCACUGUUCCUUUCUAUACUUUGUCUGACCUAGAUGGUAAGCUCAUCUGGGGAAAGACACUUGUCUUUUGUGGGAUGCUUUAUAAGCUUAGACAUUUAAGGUGCUACAAUAAUAAUAAAUACCUGUGGUAAUAAUAGCAACAAUUUUUAAUAAUUAAUUCUACAGUUAACCCAUAUUAAAGUACAGAUUUUUGCACAUAAACUUCAUUAUUGUUCAGGAAAAUUUUCUUUUGUUAACAUUGCAUUUUGUAUGAUUUAAUCCAUCAAUGUUUGUGACCCAUGAAAAGAAAGUUGUAAUGAACUUUCCACAGAGACUUAGCUGGACAGUUUCUGUAUUAAUCACUAGGGACACUGGAUCAGGAGGUUUUAAAUAGUUUCUGUUAGCACCUCAUAACAAAGCAAAUCAGUACACAAGCAAAUAAGCAAUGCUUAUUAGCUGAAACAGGUGUUCUUGGUGCACAGCACUCAAAUAGGACAGCUGGGCUUUUCACAGGAGGUAUGCUUACAGAGCUAGGAUAUUCUUUAGCAAUGUGUCUGAUACCUUGAGAAACUAAAUGACUUGGCAUCUAGAUAAAGGGUCAAUAUACCGAAGUGAUCUUGAAAUUUUGUUAAAGUGUGAUCCUUUGCAGGUCACCAGGGACUAGAUUCUAGAAAUGGAAUGCGUCUCUGCAAUUCUGAACAUAGUAACACUUAUGUAGGCCCCUUGUAGGAUCUCUUGUCUCCAUUAAAUAAGAAGCCUUGUAUGUGUGACCUGAGAUCAGAAUACACCUGGUACAGAGUAUAUACAGACGUUGAAUCCAGCUGCAGAAUGUGGACCUCAGCACAGAGUAAUUCUUUUUGCUUCAAAUAUGGACUCUCUAAAAUAAUCACAAGGUUGCUUUUUUCCAGUAGAACAUUCGGUAAGUGCAAUCUACCUCCUUCAAAGAGCCUCAGGAUUUACCAGCUGCUUCCUCUGAGAAACUGGCUCUGCACUUCCUCCCUCUUAUAUAGGCAUCUCAAGAACCACCUCAGCCUCAGGUUAUUCACAGCUGCACAUGUUCUACCACCUACUUCACAGAAGAAUGGAAAGAGACCAUUUAAAGUUAAAAGAAGUCUAUAUAUCUGUAGCCUUACCUCAGAGGCCAGAGAGCAGCAGCUGGCUGCAUAGGACUGAGGGUCUAAAGGUGGUACUGAGUAAUUAAUGUGGUAUUUAGACACCUAGAUAUCUUUGCAGACUGCUGUUCUGCCUUUAGGUACUGUAAAAAAAAAUAAAAAAAGAGGACAUAAAAUGCUGCCUUCUCUUUGGGAAAGGUGCUAGGCAUGCUAGAAAAGAAGACAUGCAAUUUCCAAAGGUUUUGGAAGAUUACUGCAUUGUACACAAUUCUUGGAGUGUUUACAGACAGGAUAUUGAACAACUUGUUCCAUAAGGAAUUCACAUUCAGAGACUGAUAAUAAUACAACUAUUUAUUUCUAGUGACACACUUCCCAGCAACUGCUUGCAUUUUGUUUAGCCGAUAAGAAGGCUUGGAAAUAUUAGCUCUUGAGUUUCUCUCCUCUUGUGAUGUAAUUAACAUCACAACAGCAUCCUCAUUUUCACUCCAGAGCACAUUUCCUACUUUAAAUUUUCUGAAUGUUUCUGUCCAAAUUCCAUCUAUUUCUCAUUCUAGGUUUUACCUGGCUUUAAAACAAAUCCCUUGUAAGUUCCCCUGCAAAUGAAAUUACUUGGAAAACUGCAAUUUCAUCUGAGAGUUUUAUUAUGCUAAUAAAUGUCAGAAUUCUCCAGUAAAGGAAUUGCUUUUUGUUUCCAUAGCCCCACAGAAAUAAUGAAAAAUAGCCAGCCAAUUCAUAGAGUUACAAGGAAAGAAAAACUCAACAAUACAUAACCACCAGCAGCAAUAAAAUACAGUGCAACUUAACUGAAGAUAAAUUUUUAAGGAAACAAAAGGAGAUCAUAGCAAGCAGAAGUUAAGAACAGAAGCUUUCCUUGGUAGAGACGUGCAGCUGCUGUCAAUACACUUGAGAGCUGUGGGCGAAGUACAAGCGUGCAGAUGUUUCCUAAGCCAGCAAAUGCUUCUUGUUGCCUUACAGGAAAUAAAUGUACUAUGAAAAGGUAACCAGAUUGUAGAAAAACUAGAAGGGAAAGCAGUAAAGGAGUAAAUAUGGAAAAUUAAGAAAAUAAGAAAGGGAGAAAUGUGCUUAUCUCGUUGUUUUGAAGGCAUUUUGGAUUUUUGCUACUCUGGGAGGAAGGCUGGGCACCACUACCUCCCUUUCGCUCUGCUAGUCUCCAAGAUUUCAGCUUUGAGCUAAAUUUACCUUGGAGCUAGACUUUACACUCACAGUCUGUAAGGUUUGGGCUGGUCCAUACUGCAGCCCUGAAAGCUGCAUCUGCUUCACACUGUCUGCCUCUACAUUUAGUGCUCUCUGAAGCUGUUCAUCACUGUAUACAAAAUCUUUUUAGUGCUGCAGCUUCGUUGUCUGGAAUGGCUAGCUUUAUCCUACUACACGAUGACCUUCAGGUGUUGCUUCCUGAUCUGUUUUUGUACUGCUAGCUAUUGUUGAGUUGUAAGAGGUGUAUGUUAUGGAUUUUCAUUAUAAGAUUUCCUGUCUAUAUUUCUUGUCAAUGAGACCACCAGGAAUACCUGAGAGGCCUAUUAUAGUAUUCUGUUUCAUAAGGAAAAAUGCUACAGCAAUAAAGGAAACUUUAGACUUUUAAA
Strigops habroptila (Kakapo) is the source of this 6338-nucleotide messenger RNA. RefSeq names its product SH2 domain containing 4B (gene SH2D4B). The record is from RefSeq and is a predicted model, not a curated record. The coding region runs from base 978 to 2267 and encodes 429 amino acids. The transcript is spliced from 8 exons. Gene Ontology annotation, cellular component: cytoplasm. NCBI's taxonomy places the organism in Eukaryota, Metazoa, Chordata, Aves, Psittaciformes, Psittacidae.